AGCUGCACGGACAUAUCGCUCAAUCUCCCAGCUGUUUUGCAAAGCAGUAACGAGGAUAGCGGAGCUUCAGUGGCUGAUUUAUUCCUCCGAUGAAGACGAAUACCGAAAUAAUAAAGAUCCGUUUGAAGAUGGUUUAAUGUGCAUGCACUGGACAAGCCAAUUUCCCUACUGUGACUUUUCCUGCAAGGAGGAACAAUACAAACUACAACAGCACAGUUUGAGACGAUUUCAAGAUGUUUUUGUAUUUGGCUUCCAUCAUCUCUCUUUUGGCUGGCAUCAUUCCAGCUGCCCACGGUGGGAAGGUUCUGGUAUUUCCACAUGACGGCAGCCACUGGGUGAACAUGAGGGUACUUGUUGAGGAGCUGCAUUCAAGGGGCCACACUGUGACUGUCAUUCGACCUGCAGACAGCUGGUACAUCAGUGAAACGUCUCCACAUUACAACACUGUCACAGUGGGUAUUGCCGGCGGUGCAAAUGAGGACUUUUUUCGUCUCUUUGUCGCUGAAGUUAUUAAGAUUAAACGAAGCAAGGCAUCAGCGUGGGCCCGUUUUGCUUUAGACAUGGAGUUAAAGGACAAGUUCUUUGAAUUACACAAGAAAGUCUGUGAAGUGGUUACGUACCUAUUUGAAAAUAAAGAGUUGAUGAAGUCCUUUCAAGAUACCAAGUAUGAUGCGGUUUUGACGGAUCCUGCUAACGGAGGAGGAGUAAUGCUGGCUCACUAUCUCGGACUGCCAUUAAUGUUUAAUGCUCGAUGGACUGUUCAUGGUGAAGCCCAUUUUGCUAUUGCACCCUCUCCCCUUUCCUACGUCCCACUUCCACCUUCAGAAUUAACAGAUCAAAUGACUUUAUUUCAGAGGGUGAAAAACGUUGUUUUUUACACCAUGAGGAUGCAUCUGUACAAGCAGAUAGUUAGCCCACAUUAUUCUGCAUUGUCCAGGCGCUACUUUGGUCCAGAUGUAGACUACUUCUCCCUGUUUCAAGCAGCAGACCUGUGGCUGAUGAGAGUGGACUUUGUGUUUGAGUUCCCUCGUCCCACCAUGCCUAAUGUUGUCUAUAUGGGAGGGUUCCAGUGUAAACCUGCAAAACCACUUCCUGAACACUUGGAGGAGUUUGUGCAGAGCUCUGGAGAGCACGGAGUCACCAUCAUGUCUCUAGGAACUUUGAUUGGAGAGCUUCCCCAUGACCUAGCUGAUGAGAUUGCUGCAGCUUUUGCUAAAUUACCCCAGAAAGUCAUCUGGAGAUAUAAAGGUGACAGACCAGCGACUCUGGGCAACAACACUUUACUAGUAGACUGGAUGCCACAGAAUGACCUCCUGGGACAUAGAAAUAUGAAACUGUUUGUAAAUCAUGGAGGAACAAAUGGAAUAUAUGAGGCCAUAUAUCAUGGAGUGCCAAUUGUAGGAAUUCCCAUUGUGUUCGAUCAAGCCGACAACCUCUCCAGACUAAGAGCAAAGGGAGUUGCAGUGGUUAUGGAUGUUUCUGAAUUGGACAGGAAAACAUUUCGGAAUGCCGUACAGGAAGUCCUGAUUGAGCCCUCCUACAAGAUGAACAUGCAGAGGCUCUCCAGGCUGCACAGAGAUCAGCCAAUGAAGCCGCUGGAUACCGCUCUCUUCUGGAUGGAGUUUGUCAUGAGACACAAAGGUGCAGCUCACCUGAGAACAGAGUCCUACAGAAUGCCCUGGUACUCCUACCACUCUGUUGAUGUGAUGCUGUUGUUACUAACAGUUGCACUAUUUGUUUUGUUAAUUGUUGCUGGGUUAGUAUGGUCAUGCUUUAGAUUGUGUUGUAAAAGAAAAGUCAAAUCUGACUAAACAGGAAAAAAGGAAUGAUCAUUUUCACAUUAGUUCAUAUUUUGCUAUGUGACAGCUAAUACAGCUGUGAUCAGUUGAAUAUUGAAAGGAAUAGAUGUUUUCCCUGAAAUGUUACUCAAAGUUUCGAAAAGAAAUGUGUACAGUAAAGAAAUUAAAUGUCAUAACCAGUUUGACAGGCAACUUGCAAGAGCAAAGUCUGUGUGAUUACAAGUCAUUUUUGUUGAUAUGUAAGCACCUGUGUACACAUUUACUUGUGUUUCUAACAAAGUGAAAGUCUGAGAACCCACAGCAAAUGCAAACUACCAUUGACGAGUACAGUAGCUGGAUGGCAUGAACCAAGUUACAAAUUCCAACUCUUCUAUACUCUGUUUUACUGUGUACUACAUUAUGCUAAAAUCACAU
This is a messenger RNA of Anarrhichthys ocellatus (wolf-eel), 2213 nucleotides long. Its product is annotated as UDP-glucuronosyltransferase 2A2-like. Gene Ontology annotation, molecular function: UDP-glycosyltransferase activity. The record is from RefSeq and is a predicted model, not a curated record. Bases 234 to 1811 code for a protein of 525 amino acids. The transcript is spliced from 3 exons. Lineage: Eukaryota; Metazoa; Chordata; Actinopteri; Perciformes; Anarhichadidae.